GCGAGUAAGAUUCACACUCCAUAGAAAAUUGGCGAUCAGAGAUUCAGCAAAAAGAAGCCGAAAAUCGACGACCAAAAUGGCGACGGAAACGCCGCCGGUACACCCCUUCGUCGCACCGUUAUCGUAUCUAUUGGGAACAUGGAGAGGACAAGGCGAAGGUGAAUAUCCAACGAUACCUUCCUUCCGCUACGGCGAAGAGAUCCGUUUCUCACAUUCCGGCAAGCCGGUGAUAGCUUACACGCAGAAGACAUGGAAGUUAGAAACAGGAGACCCGAUGCACGCAGAGAGCGGUUUCUUUCGUCCGAAGCCAGACGGUUCAAUCGAAGUCGUUAUUGCUCAGAGCUCUGGUCUCGUUGAAGUCCAGAAAGGAGCUUACAAUGUCGAUAAGCAAACGAUCACACUCAAGAGUGAGCUUGUCGGAAACGCAUCCAAGGUGAAGGAGACAAGCAGAGGAUUUGAAUUGGUUGAUGGAAAGCUAUCGUACGUUGUUCAUAUGAGUACAACCACACAGCAUCUUCAACCUCAUCUCAAAGCCACUCUCGAAAAGCUUUGAAACACUUGCUUGCUGCUGAUUCUGUUGAUUUUCACCACCGUUUAAGAACAUUUUGAUUUGAUACUCCUUUAGUAUUGAGUCGGACAAUUUGAGAGCUUAACGGGCCUUUCUAAAAACAGUGAAAAUGACCUUUAAAUUA
This is a messenger RNA of Raphanus sativus (radish), 692 nucleotides long. RefSeq names its product peroxynitrite isomerase Rv2717c. Bases 77 to 553 code for a protein of 158 amino acids. The transcript has 4 exons. The record is from RefSeq and is a predicted model, not a curated record. Lineage: Eukaryota; Viridiplantae; Streptophyta; Magnoliopsida; Brassicales; Brassicaceae.